Messenger RNA from Helianthus annuus (common sunflower), 2421 nucleotides. Its product is annotated as dynamin-related protein 1E. Gene Ontology annotation, cellular component: microtubule; cytoplasm; membrane. Bases 242 to 2188 code for a protein of 648 amino acids. The transcript is spliced from 15 exons. The record is from RefSeq and is a predicted model, not a curated record. NCBI's taxonomy places the organism in Eukaryota, Viridiplantae, Streptophyta, Magnoliopsida, Asterales, Asteraceae. Gene Ontology annotation, molecular function: GTPase activity; microtubule binding; GTP binding.
AAAUUUCAAAACCAGCACAAAGCGCAAGUUAGCACCCCCACCCCCUUUUUUCUUCCGGUCAGACCUUUCCAAUUUCCCAAUUUCUUCGCGACAGCUUCUUCAACCUUUCUCUCUUUCUACUUUCUCUCUCUAGGGUUUCAUCUACACAAUCAAUUUUCAAUCCUUCUUCCGAUCGCAUCUUCUAGGGUUUCUGACUCUGUUCCUUCGGUUCUGAAACAACACGCGUUUAUCAUCAUCAGUUAUGGCGACUAUGGAGAGCUUGAUCGGUCUGAUAAAUCGUAUACAACGAGCUUGUACUGCUCUCGGUGAUUACGGUGGCGGAGACUCCACUUUUUCUUCUCUUUGGGAUGCUCUUCCUUCUGUUGCAGUUGUUGGCGGUCAGAGUUCCGGAAAGUCUUCGGUGUUGGAGAGUAUUGUAGGGAGAGACUUUCUUCCUAGAGGAUCUGGGAUUGUCACGAGGCGUCCUCUGGUGUUGCAAUUGCACCAGACAGAUGGCAGGCAAGAAGAGUAUGCUGAGUUUGGUCAUUUGCCCCGUAGGCGAUUCACUGAUUUUUCUUUGGUUCGUAAAGAAAUUCAAGAUGAAACAGACAGAAUCACAGGGAAGACUAAACAAAUAUCUCCGAUCCCAAUUCAUCUCAGUAUAUACUCGCCAAAAGUUGUGAACUUAACCUUAAUUGAUUUACCGGGGCUGACGAAAGUUGCUGUUGAGGGACAGUCUGAAACUAUAGUCGAAGAUAUUGAAAAUAUGGUUCGACUUUAUGUUGAGAAGCCUAACUCCAUCAUACUGGCAAUAUCUCCUGCUAAUCAGGAUAUUGCCACAUCGGAUGCAAUUAAACUUGCCAAAGAAGUGGACCCCACAGGCGAACGGACAUUUGGUGUGCUGACAAAGCUUGAUCUGAUGGACAAAGGAACUAACGCUUUGGAUGUCCUUGAAGGCAGAGCUUAUCGUCUACAGCAUCCUUGGGUUGGAAUCGUGAACAGAUCUCAAGCUGAUAUUAACAAAAAUACAGAUAUGUUGUAUGCAAGGCGAAGGGAGCGUGAGUAUUUUGCUACAAGUCCUGACUACGGUCAUCUGGCCAAUAAAAUGGGUUCCGAGUAUUUGGCAAAACUUUUAUCUGAGCAUUUGGAAAGGGUAAUCAAAUCAAAAUUACCAGGCAUUGUUUCCAUGAUCAACAAAGGUAUCGAGGAGAUGGAAGCAGAGUUGGACCGUCUUGGGAGGCCAAUUGCAGUAGAUGCAGGGGCACAAUUAUACACCAUCUUGGAACUUUGUCGUGCUUUUGACAAAAUCUUUAAGGAGCAUCUAGAUGGAGGGCGGCCUGGAGGUGACAGAAUUUACGGAGUGUUUGACAACCAGCUUCCUGCCGCUUUGAGGAAGCUUCCAUUUGAUAGACAUCUCUCUCUACAAAACGUUAAGAAAAUUGUUUCAGAGGCAGAUGGUUAUCAGCCUCACUUAAUCGCUCCUGAACAAGGUUAUCGCCGUCUUAUUGAGGGCUCAUUGAAUUAUUUCAGGGGACCCGCUGAAGCUUCGGUCGAUGCGGUCCAUUUUGUUCUAAAAGAACUCGUCAGGAAGUCGAUUGGAGAAACUGAGGAGUUGAGGCGGUUUCCAACGCUGCAAUCUGCUCUUGCUGCUGCAGCUGGUGAGGCAUUGGAAAAGUUCCGAGACGAAAGUAAGAAAACAGUUGUUCGAUUGGUGGAGAUGGAGUCUUCAUAUUUAACAGUAGAUUUCUUCCGGAAACUUCCACAAGAAGUUGAGAAUGUAGGGGGGCCUGCUCCCCCACCUGGAGAUCGCCGCACCUCAUCUGCAGAUCGCAAAAACCCACCACCUUCAGAUCGUGAUCGUGGAAAACCUGCUGCUGAGCGUGCAAGCCCAGUUGACCCGUUAGGAGACCGUUAUGCAGAUAAUCAUUUUAGGAGGAUAGGCUCAAAUGUAUCUUCUUAUAUUGGUAUGGUGUCGGAUACACUCAGGAGCACGAUUCCCAAGGCAGUUGUUUUUUGUCAAGUGAAAGAAGCCAAACAAAAUUUACUCAACUACUUCUAUACACAAAUAGGGAAAAAAGAGGGCAAACAGCUUGCAGAAUUGCUCGAUGAAGAUCCGACUUUAAUGUCAAAGAGACUGGAUAUCGCAAAAAGACUUGAUUUAUACAAGGUAUCAAGGGAUGAGAUCGAAGCGGUAUCAUGGGUGCGGUGAUCAUGGUUCAUGAUGUUUGAAAUUCCACUAGACCAGGUGUGUUUUGGGGUGGGGGUAAAUUCGUCUUUAAAUUUUGUUGGUCAUUGUUUCACACUUCAUUCUUGCGUUGGGUUUGGCCUAUGGGUAUGUGACAUUGAUUUUGUUUUUAGAUAAACAAGUAUGUGUACUACAUCUAAUAUAGAGAAUUAUUUCUUAAACCAUUUAUUAAAUAUGUCAUUGGAGUUAUGGAGUUU